This is a messenger RNA of Gordionus sp. m RMFG-2023, 1347 nucleotides long. RefSeq names its product GDP-fucose transporter 1-like. Gene Ontology annotation, biological process: protein O-linked glycosylation via fucose; GDP-fucose import into Golgi lumen. The transcript is spliced from 8 exons. The coding region runs from base 16 to 1077 and encodes 353 amino acids. Gene Ontology annotation, cellular component: Golgi apparatus. Gene Ontology annotation, molecular function: GDP-fucose transmembrane transporter activity; antiporter activity. The record is from RefSeq and is a predicted model, not a curated record. Lineage: Eukaryota; Metazoa; Nematomorpha; Gordioida; Chordodea; Parachordodidae.
AGAGGUUAGCUUAGCAUGAAAGAAUCACUAUCGCAUUUGCCAAAACCUCUUAUUAUAUUUUUGGUUGUCGCAUUAUAUUGGAUUAUUUCUAUAUCUUUAGUUUUUAUUAACAAAUAUCUACUAAGUGAUGAAAUUUUUCAGCUAAAAACUCCACUUAUGAUAACGUGGUUUCAAUGUGUGAUAAGUUUACUCUUAUGUGUUAGUAUUAAUUUAUUAUCCAAAUUUGUUGGAAUAAUAAAUGUACCAGCUUGUCCAAUUAAUUAUAAAAUAUGUGAAGAGUCUUUUCCAUUAGCAAUAAUCUUUGUAGGAAUGAUAAUUUUCAAUAAUUUGUGUUUAAAACAUGUUGGUAUAUCUUUUUAUUAUAUUGGAAGAUCAUUGACUACAGUUUUUAAUGUGAUAUUUGUUUAUUUUAUACUAAGACAAAGAACAUCCCUUAGAGUAAUUAUGUGUUGUGUAAUUAUUAUAGCUGGAUUUUUAUUGGGAGUUGAUCAAGAAAAUGUAACAGGUACUUUUUCGUAUCUCGGUGGCUUAUACGGGAUAUUGGCAAGUGCUUGCGUCGCCUUAUAUUCCAUUUAUCUCAAGAAGCUGCUACCUAUCGUCGAUGAAAGUGUGUGGAGACUGACCUUUUACAACAAUUUCAACGCCUGCUUCGUGUUUAUUCCCAUACUCAUUUGGAACGGGGAAUUCGGACGUUUCCUUUCGGCGCCGUUCCUUAGCGACCCCAAACUAUGGGGACUUAUAGGGUGUAGCGGACUUUUCGGGUUCGCCAUAGGGUAUGUAACCGGACUACAAAUACAGGUAACAUCCCCGCUAACUCACAAUAUCAGCGGAACCGCCAAGGCGGCUUUCCAGACCUUAUUGGGCGUUUUGUAUUACCACGAGAUCAAAUCCUUAACCUGGUGGUUGAGCAACGUUAUCGUGUUAGGUGGGAGUAUGGCUUACACUCAUAUAAGGCACUCGGAAAUGUCAGCUUCUAAAGUUAAGAACACGUCUAUGAAUAACGGAAGUAAAUCUGCCAAAAUUGCUAUAUCCAUGGACGAUUCCGAUAAGCAAGCACUGUUGCCUAGUAAACCUUGACCAAAAUUUUUUUUAAAAAAUAUUUAUCCUUAUUUCGUUAUUUUAUAUAUUUGUUUUGAUUUAACCAUUCAUUUACGGACAAAAUCGCGCCUUUUUGAUUGCUUCUAAGGAGUGGGACAUUUAUAGCUCAAUUUUCAUUACCUUUCUUUUAAAAAAAAAUGGAUUUUUAAUUAUACUCACAACAAUUAUGUUUGAAUCCUUUAUAAAAAUUUAUAAUAUUUUAUUUUAAUAAUCUUGACUUAAUUAGGGAAUUCUUUUUUUGCUUUAAAA